Didymodactylos carnosus is the source of this 624-nucleotide messenger RNA. The record is from the annotation of a GenBank genome assembly. Lineage: Eukaryota; Metazoa; Rotifera; Eurotatoria; Philodinida; Philodinidae.
AUGUUUAGUUAUACUGAACCUAUUGAUCGUCGAUUUGGUAUUACAAGUGUCGUGUGCGGUGUUAUUUCUCUGGUAUUUUGUUCUGUUGGUAUUGCUCUGCCAACCUGGUAUGUGGCACGCGAUCAGAAUAAUGAAAUUUUGUCAACGGCCAAUUAUUUUUAUACAUGUUUUAUCGAAAAUGGUACAUCAAUGUGUGCAAGUUAUAGUAGUUACAGGUGUGUAUCAAUUGUGAACGAUGAAUCGGGUCCUGGGUGCGAAAAUCCUCAUUAUUCACUGAUUGAGUACGGUUCUCCCGUCUCACAUGUGCCAAUGGGAGAUAUUCAACGGUUACGUAGUGCAGCUGGAUUAUCUAUUAUGGGUAUCAUAUUUAUCUUUUUUGCUGUUUUAUUAACAUUACUCAUGUCUAUUAUUCUUAUCCAUCAAUUAUUUACAUUCAUUCCGCCACUGGCCUUUUUCCUAGCGGGACUGUCUUUGAUGGCCGCUUUGGCAGACGGUUCUGGUGCUCUGAAAUGUUCUGAAACAGGUUUUAUUCUUUUCGUGACUGGAAUUUUAUUAACAUGGCUCGCUCUACUAUUUUCAGCGUUUACCGCCCGUAGACUACACUUAUCUGCUCGUAAUCAAUGA